Lolium perenne is the source of this 683-nucleotide messenger RNA. RefSeq names its product FCS-Like Zinc finger 17-like. The record is from RefSeq and is a predicted model, not a curated record. Gene Ontology annotation, molecular function: zinc ion binding. Lineage: Eukaryota; Viridiplantae; Streptophyta; Magnoliopsida; Poales; Poaceae. Gene Ontology annotation, biological process: regulation of DNA-templated transcription.
CCUCCCCCAUCGCUCUCCCCACACAACUCGCUCGCUCACUCUUCCUCCCGCACCUGCACCAGCAAGCGCACCGCGAAGCUUCGCUACCUACAGACAUACCUUAUGGCGGCGUCCGUAGCCUGCUCCUUCUUCUUCGACGCCGAGCCGCUCGGCGAGCCCGGCAUGCCCGCGCAGGACGCGUGCGCGCUGUGCGCCAAGCAGCUCGCCCGCGACAGCGACGUCUUCAUGUACAGAGGGGACACGCCCUUCUGCAGCCAGGACUGCCGCGACUACCAGAUGCGCCUCGACGCCAGGCAGGCGGCCAAGGCGGCUGCCCGGAGGCAGUUCUCGUCGGCGACGGCGUCUGCGCGAGGGCACCGGGAGGAGUCCAGGGAGGUGCCCGUCGCCAGCUAACUGACGAGAGUGCGAACCUUGGUACACCAGUGGCAUGGCAUGCUCCAAGUGCCGGCGCCUGCGUGCGCCUAGGCCCCGGCGAUCUAGCUGAUUCAGCUGUCGCAGAUCGAUCUUUUAGCAUAGUACCUAGACCAAGUGACUUGCCUUGGCUGGAGAUCCCCGUUUUUGAUUUGAUCCUUUGGGGUUGGGUAUAAUGAGGAGAGCCGGUGUGCAAGAACACCGUGGCUGUGUAAUUAUUCCAGGCAAUCUUAUAAAGAGUGUUGUCUUGCCAAUUUUUGACCGAUAUCAAA